Molecule: messenger RNA, 2849 nt
Organism: Polistes dominula (European paper wasp)
Lineage: Eukaryota; Metazoa; Arthropoda; Insecta; Hymenoptera; Vespidae
Gene: EDTP
Product: Egg-derived tyrosine phosphatase
Biological process (GO): dephosphorylation
Molecular function (GO): phosphatidylinositol-3-phosphate phosphatase activity
Source: RefSeq, a predicted model, not a curated record
UAAUUUUAAUUUAAUGAGUAACAAUGAUUAUUUUGAUUAUUAGGAAUUUUUAACAAUAAUAUAAAUAUAUAACGGAGUGAUAAUUAAUGCAGAUAAAGAUUUACAUGUUCAUAUAGAGGAAUAAACGUCAGGCCUUAUUGGAUAUUAUAAAUGCGUUAAAAGAUGCGAAGACUGGAAUUAAUAUGUAACAUAAUAUUAUUGCGAAUGGGAUUAUAGUGUUAUCUCUAUAUAAUUAAUUUAUACAUUAUAGAAUGAUUACUAAUAUUUAACUAUUUGUAUGACAUAAAUUUUUGCGCAUUCUAUAUAUAUAUAUAUAUGUAUAUAUCUUAAGUACUAUUAAGUACGUAAUUGUUUAUUUAGCAAUUAGAAAUAUGUUAUCGAGAAAUCAUAAAUUUAACGUAUAAGUAUCAAAGAGCACAUAUAUUUUGUGAUCGGAAGAGUUAAAAAAUUGUGACAAAUCUGUAUUAUUCACAUGGUAUAUAUGAAAUGCAACAACAGUAGUGCAAUUGUUUCUUUAUACAAAAACAUUGGAAGUACUUUUAAAAAUAAUAACUAUUAUAAUAAUGCAUAAAGUGCAUUAAAUGAAGACAACCUGUUGUGAAUUUAAAUUCUUCCAAAAUAUGCUUACUUGUUAAGUUUUAGAUACAUACAUUAAAAGUCAGUUAACCAUGACUGAAAUCACCACUAAAGAUCUACAAGAAUUAGUUGUGUACUUCUCUAAGAAUAUUUAUCAGACUAAAGAUGAAUCGGAAACAAAUCAAAUUAUUAUGCAACGAUGUCUGCUUCUUAGCAGUUUAGAUUAUACUCUUUCGGUAAUAAAUAAUCAUUUAGGUGAACUAUGUGGACAUUAUCCGAGUCAGCUUAUUCUAUUACAAAAUAAAAAGUCAAAAAAUCCAGAUACAAAUGAUACAUCAUCGACAUCACUGCCAUCGACAUCACUGCCAUCAAAAAAUACAGAGACUAUGUGUGAAAGCAUGUAUGAUCCUAAUAAAUUAAGGGAAAUAAUAAAAAAUGCUAGAUAUGCUAGAUGUCGUACAAGAUUUCCACUGCCUGUAAUACUUUACAAUGGUAGACAUAUAUGCAGAUCAGCAACAUUAGCUAGUGGACCAGAAAUUUGUGGUAGAUUGGGAAUAAAUUAUUUCUUUCCAAGUAAUGGAAGUGUAUCUUCUCCUGUUGAUGAACAAUUAGAUGAGGCAAGUGGGAUACAGCCAAAGAAUAACGAUUGGCAAUUAUUUGACAGAGUUAGAAAUCAAGACAUUAAACUUUUGAAGACUCUUAAUGUAGGAACCAUCAUCGAUUUUAUGGUGGAAAAUAAGAAAGUUAAAUAUGGACUGAACGUGUCUUCUUCAGAGAAGAUAGAUAAAGAGAAGAGGUAUUCUGGAUUCGCCAUUAUUUCCUUGCCAUAUCCUGGUUGUGAGUUCUUCAAACAAUUUCGAGAGAAUAAUUAUUGCGCCAAGGGUUUAAUAUUCGAUUGGGCUCAAUCUUAUGUGGACGCACAAAUCUGUAUACCCGAAGAUACAAUCUCUUCUCAGUUACAGUUAAAAUGGGAUCACUAUCAAUUUUGGGAUCUUAUUAAAUUAACUAAAAAUUAUUUAAAACUUAUUUUGAGAUAUUUAAAUGAAAGUAAUAGUGGAUUGCUGGUUCACUGUAUUUCAGGAUGGGAUAGAACACCUUUAUUUAUCUCAUUAUUGAGAAUUAGUUUAUGGGCUGACGGUGCUAUACACACAUCAUUGGAUGUUAAUCAAAUUCUUUAUUAUACAAUAGCAUACGAUUGGCUACUUUUUGGACAUAAUUUACAGGACAGAAUAAACAAAGGAGAAGAAAUAUUUUUCUUCUGUUUUUAUUUUCUGAAAUAUAUUACCGACGAAGAUUUCAGUAUUAAUCAAUAUGAUAAUACAAAAAAUAUUUCUACGGAUAGCGAACCACAAUUGGAAAAUUUCAUAUAUGAUACUGAAUCUGUUAGUUCCAACUUAAGUCUGAGUAGUGGAUCUAGCAAAGAUAGUCAAGAUAACCCACCAACUUUGUUUUAUAGUGAAAGCUCUAAUCAAGAUGAUAAUUUUACUGGAAAUUUUGCACAAUUAACAAUUCAAAAUUCUCCUAGUAAGGAAGCACAAGGAUAUCGAUCCUCUUUUCCCCCUAAAAGAACGUCUCCAGUCGCUGUACCUAUGGGUUGUCGUCGACAACGAAAUGAAUCAACUUCCUCUGGUGGUUCAUGGCAAAUGAUAUCUGGAACUGGUAGUUUACGUGGUUCAACAACAGCUAACGCAUCUACUACAGAUGGAUCUAAUUCUUCUGGCUCGAUUAGCAAAGGUUUAUUUGAAAAUUUUGUAAAUCAAGGACAUGGAUCUAGUAAAGCAAUAUUGGAAGAUGACGAAUUCGUAUCACAAGUACAAAGUCGCAAAUAUAAACUGCAGUGUUUAAGAUCAACAUUUUACGAUGCUUAUAAACCUUGUGGAUUUCGUAUGAGAGAAAAUUCUGAACCGAGAGGUUUAGGUAAAAUGAUAAGUGAUUUAACUGCCUAAAGUAGUCAUCCAUAGAUGUUAAAUAUACAUUUUUAUAACUAAUAUGGUAUUAACGCGUUCGCUAUUAUGUCAUGAAGAAAAGAUUCCAAAUCUAUAACUUAUAUUUUUUAAUUGAUUGAUUCAUGACAAAUAUAUAUAUUGAUAAACGACAUGUGAAUUCAGGGUUUUAAUUGGAAUUGAUAUGUAACAAAUAAAUGAUAGCUGUGGCGAACACGUUAAUCAUUUAUCGCGAAUUAUAUCAUUAGUUUUUUCAUCAUUGAUAUCUUUCUUUUAACUAAAAUAAUUUUUCAAAUCAUUGAAAAGAAAAGGAAAGACAAAAUAAUAGAA